AUGGCACAACAAAACAAACCCUCUAAAUCAGCUUUAAUACAUAAGAAAAGAAAAUGUGAUGAUUCAGAGCCCUGUCGGGAAGAUGACAGUUGGCCCAGAUUUAUUGUUAUAAAAGGAACAGAAGAAAAACCAAUUUCAAAAAUAUCGCCCUUUGUAAUUCACAAACAAAUUCAAAGCGUUGCUGGUACUGUUAAAAAAGUUUCAAAAAUGAGAUCUGGCAAUUUGUUGGUUGAAUGUUCCAACAAAAGUCAAUCAACAAAUUUACUUACAAUGUCUACAAUAUCAAACUUUCCUGUUUCUGCCUCUCCUCAUAACAGUUUGAACAGCUGUAAGGGGAUCAUUCGAGACAGAAGUCAAUACCUUGGUGACCUUACCGUGGAAGAAAUCGAGGAACUUUCAAGCCAAGGUGUAACUAAUGUUAUUAGAUUUCAAAUUAAAAAGAAUGGAAAUAUAAUCAAAUUAAAUACUUAUCUUUUGACCUUUAGAACUCCAACUCCUCCUCCAUCUAUUACUUUAGGUUGCUUCGGAAUCAGAGUUGACAUGUUUAUCCCAAACUCAAUUCGAUGCUUUACUUGUCAAAAGUUUGGUCAUGGAAGCAAACAAUGUCGUGGUAAGCAGAGAUGCUUCAUGUGUUCUGACGAAGGACACGAGGGAACAAACUGUCACUCUGAAUCUUCUAAAUGUGUAAACUGUGGUGAAUCCCAUUUUUCAUCGUCUAGGGACUGCCCUGUUUACCUUAAAGAAAAAAAUAUUAUUAAAAUUAAAACAGAAAGAAACAUUAGUUACCCAGAAGCUAAACAGAUAGCUUCUGUUUCGAAUGAUCUCCUUGUUUCAAACAGACCAUCGUACGCCAGCAAAGUUGUCCGCUCAUUCAGUCACGAGAAUACACAAACUCGCAUGACUUGGCCUAUUGAUGCGGACAAUUUUAAAAUGCUGCCUGUUGAAACAGAACCUACCGAUAGAAUAUUAAUUCCAAGAAAACCAAUAUCUUCCAAAACCAGUACUCAGUCAACUCAAUCUUCCCUACAGAGCUCACUAUCAUCACCAAAAAAAAAAUGA
Messenger RNA from Mytilus trossulus (common blue mussel), 1059 nucleotides. RefSeq lists its product as uncharacterized. Gene Ontology annotation, molecular function: zinc ion binding; nucleic acid binding. The coding region runs from base 1 to 1059 and encodes 352 amino acids. The transcript has a single exon. The record is from RefSeq and is a predicted model, not a curated record. Lineage: Eukaryota; Metazoa; Mollusca; Bivalvia; Mytilida; Mytilidae.